Molecule: messenger RNA, 1582 nt
Organism: Grammomys surdaster
Lineage: Eukaryota; Metazoa; Chordata; Mammalia; Rodentia; Muridae
Gene: Yars2
Product: tyrosyl-tRNA synthetase 2
Exons: 5
Coding region: 6-1445 (479 amino acids)
Biological process (GO): tyrosyl-tRNA aminoacylation
Cellular component (GO): cytosol; mitochondrion
Molecular function (GO): ATP binding; RNA binding; tyrosine-tRNA ligase activity
Source: RefSeq, a predicted model, not a curated record
CCGGCAUGCCUUGCGGGUACCGCAAGAUGGCGUCGCCCAUGCUGAGACUCCUGUACCGCGUUCCGCAGACGAGGGUCUGGCCACGAGGGCCGCGUACGGUGCGCCUGGACACGCGGGGAUUGCUGGUAGCACCAAGGGCCCGCGGCCUGUUCAAGGAAUUCUUCCCGGAGAGCGGCACGAAGACAGAGCUCCCCGAACUCUUUGACCGCCGCAGGGCGGGCUCGUCGCCCCAGACGGUGUACUGCGGUUUCGACCCCACGGGCGAUUCGCUUCACGUGGGGCACCUGUUAACUUUGUUGGGUCUAUUCCACUUCCAGCGAGCCGGCCACAACGUGAUCGCGCUCGUGGGCGGCUCCACGGCUCUUCUGGGAGACCCCAGCGGCCGGACCAAGGGGCGCGAGGCGCUGAGCGCGGAGUGCGUGCGGGCCAACGCGUGCGCCCUGCAGCGAGGGCUCGAGACCGUGGCGGCCAACCAUGCGCGCCUCUUCGCGGACGGGCGGCCCUGGGGCACUUUCACGGUGCUCGACAACGCUGCCUGGUUCCAGAAGCAGCACCUAGUGGAUUUUCUGGCCACGGUGGGCGGCCACUUCCGCAUGGGCACUCUGCUGAGCCGACUGAGCGUGCAGGCUCGUCUCAAGAGCCCCGAGGGCAUGAGCUUGGCGGAGUUCUUUUACCAGGUGCUCCAGGCCUAUGACUUCUAUUACCUUUUCCAGAACUAUGGAUGCCGGGUCCAGCUGGGCGGAUCAGACCAGAUGGGCAACAUUAUGUCUGGCUACGAGUUCAUCCACAAGUUGACUGGAGAAGAUGUGUUCGGAAUCACUGUACCUCUAAUUACAAAUACAACUGGAGCAAAGCUGGGAAAGUCUGCAGGCAACGCAGUUUGGCUAAACAGAGAGAAAACCUCACCUUUUGAACUUUAUCAGUUCUUUAUCAGACAGCAAGAUGAUUCUGUAGAGAGGUACCUGAAGCUUUUCACUUUCCUUCCCCUCCCAGAGAUUGAUCACAUUAUGCAGCUACAUGUCAAAGAACCAGAAAAACGAGUUGCUCAGAAAAGACUUGCUGCAGAAGUAACAAAGCUUGUUCACGGACAAGAAGGUCUGGACUCUGCUAAAAGGUGUACACAAGCCCUUUACCAUAGCAGCAUAGAGGCACUGGAGGUCAUGUCUGACCAAGAGUUAAAAGAACUGUUUAGAGAAGCUUCAUUUUCUGAAUUAGUUCUCGACCCUGGAACAAGUGUCAUAGAUACAUGCCGUAAAGCAAAUGCCAUUCCUGAUGGUCCCCGAGGGUAUCGGAUGAUAACAGAAGGUGGAGUCAGUAUAAAUCACAGACAGGUAACAAAUCCUGAGGGUGUUUUAGUAAUUGGACAGCAUAUUCUCAAGAAUGGACUUUCCUUACUUAAAAUAGGAAAAAGGAAUUUCUACAUUGUAAAAUGGCUUCAGCUGUGAAAGGUUUUGUCUACAUUUGUCCAUCAUCAACAUGUGGAGGUCUCCAGAAUCCCAAGAGUGGAGUGUGUUCAAGGCCCCCUCACAAUGUAAACACUUCUGUGCAUUUCAAAAAUAAAGUGUUAUUUAAUUAUAGUUCA